Messenger RNA from Entrophospora candida, 817 nucleotides. The record is from the annotation of a GenBank genome assembly. Lineage: Eukaryota; Fungi; Glomeromycota; Glomeromycetes; Entrophosporales; Entrophosporaceae.
AGGAACGACCACGGAUAUUGUUACAGAUAAUAGCUCAAAGAAACCAUACUAUAAGAAAGAUGAGGAUGAAAAAGAGUUGGAGAAUUUUACGAUUGAAGAUAUAUUGGCAAGUCAAAUGGACAAUGAAGAAAUAGAGUUGGAUAAUGAAGAAUUUGAACAAAGACUGGCUGAUUUAGACAUCAUCAAUAUAAGUGCUGCUAAUUCAUUGAUAAAUAAAAAACUUUUCAACAAGCUAAAAGCAACUGCUCAAUCUCAGUCUAUACCUCACAUUAAUGUUGAUGAGCUUAAAAAAUGGAUUAAAAAAAACUAUACAUGCAAAGUCAAUACCAUGUUAUCAAAUCUACGAUCAACAACAAUGAUUGAAGGCUUUGACACAGAACAAUUCGACUUUGUAAAGCAAAUAUUAGAAAUGAAACUUAUGCAGUUACAAGCUGGACAUGGAGAAAAACUUGACUUGUCGAUGGAUGAAAACACAUACACAGCUACAAUCGUGUCUCCUGAUUUUGAGACUUUGAAGUUAUGUUUUCCAGCUCUGUUUAUUAGCAGAUGGAAUGAAAACAAAGUUCCUUUGUCUAAAUGGCGCCCCAAAUUGAUCUAUGGUGUUGGUUAUGCACGUAAGGCAGAUGGCAUCCUUUUUAAUUAUGAUAAUGUUGACCAAGAAUUCUUACUCUUUGAGAAUCUAUGUCCUAUUGACGAAAAAGUCUUGUUCGAAAUUCAUGCAGAGAAUGAAGGUGAACUGUAUAGAUUGAACUUGGGUGCUCCUAAAGCAUUUGUUGCUGAAAAAAUACUAAAAACAAUUCUUUCUUUAAUUGGUUAG